GUAGCCCCGGCUGCAGGAGUCUGCAGACAGCUGACACUACUAACAGAUGAAAAACUGAUGCCACUAAAUAGCUACCACCCAGGUAGUGCCCAUAUAGGUUUUCUGUCCUCUUAUUCCUUUCUAUCACCAGGGCGGCAGCAGGAGGAAUGUCCAUUGCGGGUGUAUCUUCUUGUCUGCCUAAUCUUACUGCACACGGAACGAACACCGGAGCUCCGAUAUAGAAAUAGUGUAUUCUAUAGUUAUCUCCUCUGGAGACUGGGCCAUGCAUAAACACGUGUGGCCGGUCACAAACCAUAUAUUUACUGCCUUGAGUGAGGUGGAAAUUUGCGCCCCGUGCAGCCCUCACAGCGGGGAACAGUGUCCAGUCACACACCGGAGACCUGUGCCAGGGGCGGAGCCUGCAGGGCGGGAGAGGAGGGAAGUUUGAAAGGCGCCUUGUCUGCCCUCAGCACAUGAAGGGACAGCUGCAGCUUCCGUAUUAUCUUCUGCCCUGUGCACAGCAGUCACUCCACAAGCGGGCGGGAUCGCUGGAAUGGACGCACUGCUGCACCGUCAACCCUUCUAGUUCUCGCCAUUCUAUGGUCGCCCUGACGAGUUUCCAGCAGGAUGGAGGAGUUGGCUGGAAGGUUGUGUGAAGCGGUGGAGAAUGAAGACGCCAAAUUUGUGGUUAUAUUAUCUUUUCUCAGGGAAGUUGAAAAUCUGUUGAAGAAUGGAGCAGAUCCGAAUUUAGUUCUUUCUACUGGCAUUGCAGCCAUUCACCUUGCUUCAGGAAAGGAGAACGAGUGUGCCUUGAGAUGCUUGACACUGAUUUUGCAACAUGGUGGAAAUCCCAAUGUCAGGUCUACAGAUGAUCUGACCCCAGUACAUGUAGCAGCUUCUUGGGGUUGUUGUAAGGCUCUGAUCUUCUUACUGCGGAAAGGUGGCAACCCUUCUAUUCAGGAUCAGGAUGGGAAUACAGCACUGGACUUGGCCUUAAUGGAGAAUAACAGGAGGUGUGUUGUCACUCUUCAGGAACACAAAGAGAGAAUGUCUGAUCAAUUGGCAGAAUUGGAUGAAAUACAUGGAUGUCCGAUGAAUUAUUCCUCUAUACUAGAUGAACUGAGCUGCAUUACACUACUCCUUGAAUCAACCUAUGAGAACUCUCCAUUAAACAGUACCAAAAUCUCUCCUUUGAUUUUAGUUCCCAAAACUGUGACACCAAAUAACCACAUGGAUAAUGCAGCAACAUCUGUUCCAGAGGAAAUAACAGUUAUGUCUACAAAAGAGGAAUGCAGAAGAGAAGAAAUCAAUUAUUGCACUAAAAUAAUGAAAGAUAAAUUUAAUCCAACAGAAACUGUUCCUGUCACAAGGACGUUACAAAGUAGUCACUGUAGUGAAUACUUUUCUACUUGCGAGGAAUCCAAAAUUACCUUAGAUAACUCAUUCAAAAGCAAAAAAAUUGAUUGUGAAGUGUCGAUUAAGACUCGCCAAUUGGUUGACAACAACUGUGAAAGUAAUACUAGAAAUACAGUACAUAAGGUAAUGACCCUGAACAAUUCUGUACGCAGCAAUAUCAAAUCAUCAGAACAGCAAUAUAUAAAGAGUAAACCAGAAUUAGAUCACAUUAUAAAAGAUAUUCAGGUUUUUGAAAAACUCAAAGGAUUGGAUGUAACCUCUCCAGACCAUGCUUACACCUACAACAAAGAAUACAAUGAUGGUGACAUGGACAAGACUUCAAUUAUGUGUGGCAAUACUUCUGAGAAGGAAGUAAGGAGUAAGUAUAGGGAAUGUAAUACAAACCCAUGGAAUAGUGAUGAUCGACAGUGGGUCUUCGAUAAAAUUAACAAUUCCUUAAAGGAAUCAAAUGGCAAUGGUAUCUGUACAGGCCUUUCAAAGAAAUAUACAGGCAGCACCAUACAUGCACAUGGUUCAGGACCUGUAGAUGCCUGGAAAGAAGAUAACAAAGCAAUUGAAAUGGACGAAUUAACAGGUGCUCGCACACAAAUUGAUGGUGAAAGGAGCUGUACACUUACAGUUGAGUGUACAAAGAAAACUGUAAGAGCCUUGGAAAUGCAAUGCACUUCAUCAUCCACUCUGCCUGUUAAAGCUAUUAAUUCUGAACAUGGCAGCCAGGAUUUGCAAAUUCAGUUAAGGAACUUGUUAAUGUCUACAAAACCCUGCCAUAGGAUUGGAUUAGAAGCAGCAUGUGUUGACACUGCUAAAUUAAAUGUUGAAACAGAAUCAACACAACAUAGCCAUAUCCCCAGCCAGAAAGUGAUAGAUGUCAAUUCCUCCUCUUCUAGUAGCGCUGAAGAUACAUUUAUUAUAGGAUCCCAAAAACAUUAUGUAUCCAAAAAAGAAGUGUCUGAACUUCAUGAACACUUAAAUAAAAUGAUGUUGGAAACUAAGAAUUUUCUUCCACAAUCCAUAAAUAAUGAGGAUAAAAUCCCCUUCUUUACACCACGUACUAAAAGCAGACUUCAUUCUUACAAAUUUCGCCAGAAUACUUCACUAUUCGAUGACUCUGUGAAAAUGCCUAAACGAGGAAGGCGAGUGAGGAGUCCAGAUGGCCUCCUGGGGCCUUCCAAAUGUGAUCCUCCACCAAAUAAAUUUCCUGAUAUGACACACAAAGUGAUUAAAAUGUCAAAUACAUCUGGUACUAUUAAUACUUUGGCCUGUAAUUCACCAGAGUUGACCUCAACAAACAAAAUUACACAGGAUCAUAGGAAAAAACUCUCUGAGCCAGAAACAGCGCUCAAUAUUACCAACUUUCUUACAGAUGACCUUUCUUCAGAGACAGAAGAAAGAUCUUCCCGUCAUUUAAAGCAAACCACUAGUAACAAUUAUGCGGUUGGUGAAGGCUUUGACAGUGAAUGGCUAACAGAAGAUGGUGAAUCUGAGUUUAGCGGAGUUGCUGAUCUUAAAAAUGGAAAAGCAAGUUCAACCAUGGAAAAUAAAUUAUUGCCUGAAUCCUCAUAUAAUGAUUUUUUUUUUCAUAGUACAUUAAUAGAAGACAAAGCUGUGAACAGCUGCAAAGUUCCACGGUACAGCUUCAGUAAACUUUCUUGCAUUUCAAAAACUGAUGAAAGUACUGUAUCGUUAUGUCUAAGUACAGUCCAUGAUGUCAGCCAGGAAGUGCCAUUAUCACCUGGUGGACGUCCAAUAAAUGUAAGCCAAGCAGAGCCUGUUGAAUAUCUUUAUAAAGAUAACGAAAAAGGACAUGUACUUAUCGAAAAACAUUUGCCUUCUAUAGAUCAGUCUGACACGGAUACUUCAGAAAAUUCAAACAAUACAAUACUAUAUGACUGGAGAGACUAUAAAAGUAACACUGUAACCAUAAACAAGGCCUCUUCUUUAAAUUCACCUAAUAGAGUGGCUGUAGAACUCUACAGAUUGUCCAAUAAUGAAAUUGCCAGCCGAUUAAUUGGGCUUGGAGAAGAUCCUGGACAAGUAACCACACAAAAUCGAAAAAUGUGCAUUUUAUUAUUAGACAAGCGUUUAAAAGAACAAACUUCAAAUAAACCACAAGGUUUGUCCUUUGAAUAUAGCCCAGAACUCUGUUUAGCCUUACACACCUUUAACAUUCCGGACUGCAGCAAAGAUGAGGCAGAGCUUUCACAAGAAUUUGACCAACCGGAUAAAACACGAAAGUGGAGAGAGGGUGUCUUGAAAUCAAGUUUUAAUUACUUAUUGUUGGAUCCCAGGGUCACUCAAAAUCUUCCAUCUCGUUGUCAAGACUUAUCAAAACUAGAUUGCUUCCGUACUUUUGUCAGCGCAGUUUUUUAUGUGGGAAAAGGAAAGAGAUCUCGACCAUACUGUCAUCUAUACGAAGCACUAACUCACUACAAAGGUAGCUGCAAACAGCCUUGUUCCAAAGUACAGCAUAUUAUUGAUAUUUGGAAAAGCGGUCAAGGUGUGCUGUCUCUCCAUUGUUUUCAAAACACUAUCCCAGUUGAGGCAUACACAAGAGAAGCCUGCAUGGUGGAUGCCAUUGGGUUAAAAAUGCUAACUAAUCAAAAGAAGGGUAUCUACUAUGGACAGGCCCAAAACUGGACACUGACACGACGACGUUGUCUUGGAGUGCAUAUGCUUUAUAAAGCGAUGCAGAUUUUUCUGGCUGAAGGGGACAGACAGCUUCGUCCACCAGACAUACGUUCAGGACAAUGAUAUGAGGGACAUUAUGUGAGCUAAAAUUAUUUGAAACAUUUUUUAUACCCUGGAGACAGCAUGCUCAUUUUUAAAAAUGGUUGGCUUAGCUUUAUUUUAAGCAACAGCUAAUAUAGAUGAAUAUAUAAGUUAUAAAAGGAUUCAUGGUAUCAAUAAUAUCAGCAGUGAGUGUGCAAGAAAUGCCUAAUGCUAGUCGGUUUUUUGUUAGUGCAGUUUGUCUGAGAUCCGAGAGCAGCACGUACAUUCAAUGUUUUACAAGUGAGUACCCCUCUCGCCUUUUUGAAAAUAUUUUAUAUCUUGAAGAAAUUACCCUCUGCUACCUGUAUAACAGUGUUUUAAUGUUCCGUCCCUUCAAAAUAACACAACACACAGCCAUUAAUGUCUAAACCUUGGCAACAAAAGUGAGUACACCCCUAAGUAGAAAUGUCCAAAUUGCACACAGUGUCUAUUUUAUGUGGCCACUAUUUUCCAGCCUUUUGGCCAUGAAGUUCACCAGAGCUUCACAGGUUGCCACCGAAGGCCUCACGAAACUGGUGGAUGUUAGAGACACUGCGCUCCCCCACCUUCCGUUUUGAUGUUGCCCCACAGAUGCUCAAUAGGGUUUUAAGUCUAGAGACCUACUUGACCAGUGCACCACCUUUAACCUCAGCAAUGCAGUGGUCGUCUUAGAGGUGUGUUUGAGGUUAUUAUAAUGUUAAAAUUCUGCCCCGUGGCUCAGUCUCUGAUCGUGGGGAUCAUUCUGUCCUUCAGUAUGUCACAGUACAUGUUGGCAUUCAUGGCUCUCAUUUAACUGUAGCUCCCCAGUGCCAUCAGCACUCUUGCAAGCCCAGAUCAUGACAAUCCCACCAUCAUGCUUGACCGUGGGCAAGACACACUUGUCUUUGUACUACUCAUCUGGUUGCCGCCACACACUUUUAUGCCAUCUGAACCAAAUAAAAUGUAUCGGUCUCAUUGGGCCACAGAACAUGGUUCCAGUAAUUGAUGUCCUUAGUCUGCUUGUCUUCAGAAAACUGUUUGGGGGAUUUCUUGUUAUUCACAAAUAGAAGGGAUUUUUUUUCUGGGACGACAGCCAUGCCGAUCAGUUUGAUGCAGUGUGUGGUGUAUGGUCUAAGCACUGACAAGCACAGACAGUUCAUCUUGCCAAAUUCUGUGGUAAUGCUGGCAACACUUAUGUCUUUUUUUUAUUUUUUCCCAAAGACAGCCUCUGGAUAUAAUGCUGAACACAUUCACUUCACAACUUCUUUGGUUGACUAUGGCAAGGCCUGUUCUAUGUGGAACCUGUCCUGUGAAACCUCAAUAUGGUCUUGCCCAUUGUUCUGCAACUCUUUUUUUUUUUUUUUUUUUUUUUCCUGAGUCUUGAAAAUCUUCUUAUAGCCUAGGCCAUCUUUAUGUAAGGCAAAAGUUUGAGAUCCCCAUAGUUUUUUUGCCACAGGGUGUCACAUUGAACUACCAGUGACAAGAAUUUGAGUGUGAGAGCGAUAACACCAAAUUUAAGAUAGCUGCCCCCCGUUUUACACCUGAGACCUUAUAACGAUAAUGAAUCUAUACUAUAUGAGAUACUGUGUGUUCCACAGUUGUCAUUUUUUUAUAUAGGGUUGGGGCAAUUCCUGCUUAAAUGCACAUAGCAAUGUGUGUUGUGCAAAAAUGGCAAAAAAAAAUAACGUCUGUCAAUAAGAAAAAAAAUACAAGAUCCAGAAUUAGGGGGGAAUCCACAAAAACAGCCUCCUAAUGCAUCAAAUAAAAUAAAUCCCUCACAUUUUUUUUUCUUUUCAUCAAGCUAUGGUAUUGCUUAAUACUUUUUUAUUUAUGGCAUAAAAAGCCAUUCCAUACAAAGCCCACAAAUCUGACUGACUAAUUUCUGGCUUUUCACACACUGUUAACUUAAGGUUUACUAUAGGCCAGUAAAGAAAAGUAAAACAAAAAACCUAUGUAUGUUUUUAUUUGUAUGUGUAAACCUUUAAAAUAGCUUCCACUGUGAACAUGCACAUUGACAGACAUGAAUUUUUUAACCAAAAUUAAUAAUCGGAUGUUAUUUUUCAUUGGAUGAUGUUGGCAAGCUGGACUUGCACUAAGUAUUUUUUUUCUAUAGUUAUUUUGAGUACAUCAUGCAGACAGUAUUGUUAAAUUAAGACUAAUUGCGAAUAGUUAAUUGAAAUAAUGUCCUACUUCAAAGCAAUAAAGGGUAA
Molecule: messenger RNA, 6332 nt
Organism: Hyla sarda
Lineage: Eukaryota; Metazoa; Chordata; Amphibia; Anura; Hylidae
Gene: ANKLE1
Product: ankyrin repeat and LEM domain containing 1
Exons: 9
Coding region: 607-4146 (1179 amino acids)
Molecular function (GO): endonuclease activity; protein binding
Source: RefSeq, a predicted model, not a curated record